This is a messenger RNA of Cygnus atratus (black swan), 7314 nucleotides long. It is a transcript of the gene INHBA, whose product is annotated as inhibin subunit beta A. Lineage: Eukaryota; Metazoa; Chordata; Aves; Anseriformes; Anatidae. Bases 315 to 1589 code for a protein of 424 amino acids. Gene Ontology annotation, molecular function: growth factor activity; hormone activity; cytokine activity. The transcript is spliced from 2 exons. The record is from RefSeq and is a predicted model, not a curated record. Gene Ontology annotation, cellular component: extracellular region. Gene Ontology annotation, biological process: BMP signaling pathway; SMAD protein signal transduction.
UCACUCACUUUAGGCCAAUCCGUCCUCUCCCUCUCUCUCCCUCUCUCUGUGUCUCUCUCCUACUCUGAGACAGAGUCAGAACUCUUCUCCCUGACAGCCACAAACAUCUACAGCACUUAUUGCAUUCAGAGAGGGAACCUGCAAACAAAACUUCACAGAAAACUUUUGGUUCUUGUUCCAGAGAAUUUGCUGAAGAGAAGGAAAAACAAACAAACAAACAAACAAACCAAACCAGCCCCAAAAAAACUGUGCGUGAAGGGGGAGGAAAAGCAGGGCCUUUUAAAAAGGGAAUCACAACAACUUUUGCUGCCAGGAUGCCUUUGCUUUGGAAGAGAGGAUUUUUGUUGGUGCUUUGCUGGAUUAUAGUGAGGAGUUCCCCAACCCCAGGAUCCGAGGGGCACAGUUCAGUCACUGACUGUCCAUCAUGUGCCCUUGCCACGCUCUCAAAGGAUGUGCCCAGCUCACAGCCUGAGAUGGUGGAAGCAGUAAAGAAGCACAUACUGAACAUGUUGCACUUGAGGGACAGACCUAAUAUCACCCAGCCGGUGCCCAAGGCAGCACUUUUAAAUGCCAUCAAGAAACUCCACGUGGGAAAGGUGGGAGAGGAUGGCUAUGUGGAAAUAGAGGAUGAUGUUGGAAGAAGAGCCGAAAUGAAUGAAGUUGUGGAGCAAACCUCAGAAAUCAUCACUUUUGCGGAAUCAGGCACACCCAAGAAAACGUUGCACUUUGAGAUUUCCAAGGAAGGCAGUGAGUUAUCAGUGGUGGAACAUGCUGAAGUGUGGCUCUUCCUGAAGGUCUCCAAGGCCAACCGGAGCAGGACAAAAGUCACCAUCCGCCUGUUUCAACAGCAGCGGCAGCCAAAAGGCAACUCUGAAGGAGCAGAAGAUAUGGAGGAUGGAGGGCUGAAAGGUGAAAGGAGUGAGACUCUGAUUUCAGAAAAGGCAGUGGACACCCGAAAGAGCACUUGGCACAUCUUUCCUGUCUCCAGCAGUGUCCAGAGACUCCUGGACCAAGGCAAGAACUCCUUGGACGUGCGGAUUGCCUGUGACCUGUGCCAAGAGACUGGGGCAAGCCUGGUGCUACUGGGCAAGAAGAAGAAAAAGGAAGAUGAUGGGGAGGGGAAAGAAAAGGAUGCUGGAGAAGUCCCAGGAGAAGAGGAGAAGGAGCAAUCGCACCGGCCCUUCCUGAUGAUGCUUGCCCGGCACUCGGAGGACCGUCAGCACAGGCGGCGGAGACGGGGCCUGGAGUGUGAUGGCAAAGUCAACAUCUGCUGCAAGAAGCAGUUCUUUGUCAGCUUCAAGGACAUAGGAUGGAGUGACUGGAUCAUUGCACCUACAGGUUAUCAUGCCAACUACUGCGAAGGAGAGUGCCCCAGCCAUAUAGCAGGCACAUCUGGUUCGUCAUUAUCUUUCCACUCCACUGUCAUCAACCAUUACCGCAUGCGGGGCCAUAGCCCCUUUGCCAACCUCAAGUCAUGUUGUGUGCCCACCAAGCUGCGGCCCAUGUCCAUGCUCUACUAUGACGAUGGCCAGAACAUCAUCAAGAAAGAUAUACAGAAUAUGAUUGUGGAGGAGUGUGGCUGUUCAUAGACACAUAUGUGCACAAGACUCUUCUCUUUAAGUUGAGAAGAGAACGUUUUAAAAGCCCAAGAAGAGGAAAGACCUGACAUGGUAUAAAAUCCUUUUUGAAUGAAACAAUCAUCUGAAAUAAAAACAAGAACAAGCAAAUUAAAAACAAAAACAAACAAACAAACAAAAAAACAAAAACACAACAACACAAAAAAAGAGGGGAAAGUAAAAAAAAAAAAAAAAGAAAAAGACAUACUGAGGAUCAGAAAAGACUACAGCUAUAAAGAGGAGGAAAGCUUCAUGAACCCAGGCUUGAAUGAGAUACGUUUGAAUGACGGUAUGGGUUGGGGAUUUCCCCUUCCUUUCAGUAUGCUCCUUAUCUUAUUAGAUAGUAUGUUAAGCAUUACUAGGGGAGUUAUGUUCCCUCCCCUAGUUACCCAUCAGUUCAAGCCAUGGUAGCAGCUCAUCUAACCUGCAGCAGUUUGGACUAAGUCCAAAAUGUCAUUGAAAUUCCUUGAAAAGCCAUGUGUAUGAACACUACAUUCACUGGCACUUUCCCCCAAAAUUUACCGAGGAACUGAGUAGGUGUGUAGUGUUUGUGUGGAUAUAUAUACAUGUGGCUAUGUAUUUAUAUACAUACCUUUAUACAUACAGACACUACACGCUUACGUAUACUUACAUUGGUAAAGAGACAAUAUUGUGCAGGUGUAUACACCUUCAUCUUCUGCACUACAUUUACAAAAAAAAAAAGAAAAAAGAAAAGAAAAAUGAAGAAAAAAUGAUUAAAAAGAAUGAAUGAAAGAAUAAAAGUUACAUAUUGUAAAGGUGCUUACAACGUUAGAACUAUGCAACCUAGUUGGUUUGAAACUGUUUACCUGCAAGAGAAAGAAAAAAAAACAAAAACAAAAAAAAGAAAGACUUUUUUUUUAAAUGGAAGUAACUUGUUUAAAAAAAAAUAAUCUUCAGUGAGAGAUACUUGAAAGGAAUAUGUUUGUCCAGAUACUGGAGCCAAACAUUUCUAUAUUUUGUAAAAAAAAAUUUUAAUCGUUUACUAUUUGCACUACAAUGGUGUCUGACCUGUCUAAUCCUUAUUUAACAAACAUUUGCAAGGGAGGGUGGUUGGGUGUGGGAGGGGUUGAGAGCUGCACUUAUUGUGAGCUAUACAAGAACUGCUACAGCACACAAAAUAGCUAUUUUUAUUAUUAUAAUUAUUAUUAUUAUUUUGUACCUUAAACUGAAUAGACACAUACACCAAAGACAUUUGUGCAAGCCUCUAAAAAGUCUGUUUGUGGUUGGUAUCAUUCACCUGUAAUAAGUUAUGGUUUGAAUUAAGGGUCAGUGGGUUGAUUACAUUCAGGCUAGUAUAUCUGCUAACCAGUUAAAUUCAAAUUCUGCCCUAAACAGAAAAUUGUAAUUUGAAGAAAGCCCUCAAAAGCCCUGGGAUGUGUAUCCAAGGUGCUUGGAUCCAAGGUCCAUCUAAGCAUAACUGUACUUGUUUUGCAUAUACAACACUUAAGACUUAUCCCUGAUGCACAGCAACUGUGCAUCAUUGGGAAACAACUUUAUACAAGGGACAUACAUAUAUAUAUAUGUAUAUAUUUCUGUAUGUAUAUAUGUAUGUAUACUUGAGGUAUAAGCACUUCUGGCUUCACUUUAAUGUUCUUAAAACAAUGAAUGUUUGUGUGCAAAGCACAGUAUGUUAAAAGCUUGUUUGUUACUAACAAGCAUGAGCGUUCAAAAUGGUAUUUGUGUGAGAGGAACCUAAAGUGCUGGUGUACACUUAGAAAAUAUUGAUGUAAAAUUGCAAGCAGCUUUGGGCCAUGCCCACCAUCACCCCUGCAAAUACAAAGAAAAUGGCACUUGUGGUAGGAUUUCUGUUUGAAAAGCAGUCUUAAGCAAAAGGCUGGCCGUCUCAACCACCACCCUCUAGCACGACAACUCUUAAUGGGUUUGCGCGUUACCAGUAAAACCUAAUUUUCAGUGUCAACACCUAACCUGAAGGGUCCAACCCAUAGGGCAUAGGUAGAUAGGUUUAAAAAAAAAAAUCUAUCGCUGUUGUAUUUAAAAGAAUGUUAAAGUUACAACGUGUGUCUUUGGGUAGGGGGAGAUGAGAAGAGGGAAUGGGAGAAACCUUUAGGCCCUGUUUACACUGAGUUUGAUAACCCUGAGCCUGAAUCUUCAGACUCUUAGAGGUUUGCAGGACCAAGCCCCUGUUAGCUGCCUUCUGACAGGAAGGGCUUCAAAACACCUCUCACAGAAAGCAGCGCUAACAUGGCUCCCCACCUUGCUGAGAGCACAGUCUGUUUAAAAAAAAAAAAAAAGUAAAAAAAAAAAAAAAAAGAAAAAAAAAGAUAGCACAAUUUAACCUGGUCACAUUGGCUAGGGAUAGCGUGUUAGCACCUUCAUGGCGAGAACCAUGUUUAAGCAGUGUAAUCAGGGCCUUCAUUUUUGUCAGCCAAAACUGUUUGUGUGUGUGGGGGGGUUUGCUCUGUGUCUGUGUGUGUGUAGAUGUAUGUGUGCAUGGGAGCGUGUCUGUAUGUGUAUGUAUUGAUAGAGAUUAAAAAAGAAAAAGAGGAAAAAAAGAAAAAAGAAAGAAAAGAAAAAAAAAGCCCUUUCCUCCGUUGAAUAGAUAUCAACAUACAUGCUUAUAGCUAAGUUUUCUAUCUAAUUUAUUCCACAGUAUUUAGGUUGCAUAGUACAGCUAAUGGGUUAUACAUUUAUGUACUUUUUAUACAAUGCAUUUUUACAGACUUGUUUGCAGUUUGCAAAAAAAAAAAAGAUUAAAAAAUUGUAACAAUUGGGUGAACACUAAAUUUGUCACUAAAGUAUUCUGUAAAAUAUCAAGGCUUUCUGAUUUAAAUUAUUGCAGAUUUUAUUUUAUUUUAUUUUUUUUUUUAGUAUUUUCUUCCUGGGGAGAGGGAGGGAUACCAAAUGGUAGUAGGGGAAAAAAAAAAAAAAAGAUGCACAAAUAAUCUAUCUUCAUAAUUUAAACAAACCAAGUUCCUGACCCUGCUUCAUUUGAAGCAAGUGGCAGAAGUAUUGUUGAUUUUCCUAGAAGUAGGGCCAGGCUCUGGAAUUGCUGUGGCAGGAACAUAGCCUGUGACAGCUAAGGACAGUACCUUUUAUUUCACUGAACUUUGGACCUGGACUUAAAAUUAGAUGUAUAUUGCCCUUCUACCCUUACUUAUGUCCACAGGCUCAUUGAUGUCUACAGAUCUCCUUACAAGAGUAGUAAAACUACUUACAUGACUAAAGGCAAGGCAGGCUGAACCACAGGUUCCUCAUGCUAUAGGCAGUGUGAAGGGAGAGAACGGAUUUUGAAUGAGUGGCACCAUAUCCGACAACAUUUAAUUCAAUUAAUUGUUCAAAAACAGGCUGCUUGUAUCACGGUUGAUCUCUGAAUGUAGUGGCAAGGGAAGCAGGUGAGAUGGCUCAUGUUGGCAAAAAUUAUUCUCACAUGUGAUUAAUUAAGAGCAUCGGAGUCCUGAAAUCCCAGCACCUUCCCAAAAGUGACAAUGGCAAAACUCCCAUUGACUGUAAGCAGAGUAAGUUUAGGCUCAUGGUUUUCCUGGUCAAAGCUGACAGAGCCUUUAAAAAGAAGUCUGAUACUGAGUUUGAUACCAGCUUUUAUGUGGUGCACAGGGGCUGGCCCUGGAAAACGUGAAACUAGCCUGAGACAAUUUCCAAGUGAGGAAAGAAAAGAGGAUUUUUACAUGUGGUGAGUGGGUUGCAUGAUAGGUACACCAAAAACAGAAGAAGGUUUUUCAAAGCAAGAAGCAACUGUUCCUAAGCCCCGCUUUUUAGCUUUCAUUUGUGUGUUUAUACUAUUUUAUUUUUACUAUACACAAAUUUUAAAGGUUUCUCCCUCUGAUCUCUAGAUUCAGUCAUGGGGUUUUGAUUUGUGGUCAGAGUUAUUUAAAGCAGGGGGAAAUGAAAAACUAUAUGAUAAAAUAAAAUAAGAAAUCGGGAUGUUAAUCAAGACUGACUGAUUCCAGCAAAACACCCCACCCCUGAUAAUUUGGCUUAAUUAAAUCUGCAUGUACUUAAAAUAGCAUUAGAAAUUGUUACCAUAUUUAAACAGUUGUUCAAGGGCAUGCAGUCUCAAAAAUUACUUCUCCCUUCAGGUACUACUAUACCAAAAAGAAAAAAAAAAAGCUUUUAACUACUAACACAUUCCUUUCUGUAUAACCCAUUUCCGUUUUAUAUUGAAAAUGUAUUUUCAGUAUAUAUUUGAUCACAGAAAUGUAUUUGUUUAGUACGUCCACAGUCUUCAUGUUUCAGAGCUGAUGACAUUCAGUGGUCUUUCCCCCUCUUCAUGUCAGAUGCUCACUGUAUCCAAGGCCUAACAAACUGGCAGAAGUGCACAUUAAGAUGUUUCUUUGGGAGGGCUGAAUGUAUUUGUAUUCUUGGGGUUUAGCAAAAGGAAAUGCUAACAGAUGCUUAUAAUUAUUCUGCACUUAUAUGUCACAGCAGAAUACAGAUCUAGGGCCUGAAACUGCAGAACUGAAUGAAAUGGGAGUUUUGUCAUUGACUUGAAUAGAAGCAGCCUUUUACCACAUCGUUGCAGACUAGGACUCUGUUAUAAAUACCUACUCUUUUGUAUUUACUUGAGAUUCAAGUUACCAGGUUCAUAUAACUGUGACACCACAAGGCCAUGCAGAGGCUGGCAGCAAUAUCUCUGAAUUAGAGAAGUUCAGGCAUCUGUAAUGUCUAUGUGCAAAAUGAGAAUUUUUAUGCACUAUAGUUACUCGUGGAAUAGUGCCUUACUCUGUAAGCAAUGCUGUUGAUUCCAGAGGGUCUCCUUUCCUAGAAAGUUACCAGUCAGCAUGAAUAAAGUGAGCAGAAUCUAUUUCUGGAGUGUAGGUAGAAGAGAGGUGAUGGAAAUUAGUAAUUCCUUGAAGUUAAACCUCAUGUCAAUACUGUGCAUCAGUAUAAGAAUCAGAUGCUAACUUUCUGACACUGAAGAGCUUUACUCCCCAUCUGCUCUCAUUGCAUUACAUGUGGAGUAAAAAGGUUUUCAGUUAGAGUAAUAAAAACUGUAAUUUGACCUUUCAUGAACAAUUAUAAGCAAUGUUUUCAUAGGUAGAAACAAACAACACUUCUGGGUUAUAUAGCUAUUUAUUUUUUGAGAUACAGUGAAUCUGUGUUAAUUCUCAAUGGGUUUCUUUAUAUUUAAAUACUUUCAGAAACAAUACAUUGACGAUGGGUUGAAGAUAUAUAUAUAUGUAUGUAUAUAUACAUAUUAUAUAUAUAUCUACAAUAUAUAUACACACACAACUAUAUAUAUAUGUAUAUACAUAUAUAUAUAUAAAUUAUGAAAGCCAAGAUAUUAUGAAGCCUAUUUUGUUUUUAUCAUUUUGUGUUUUGUUGUUGAUAUUAUUAUUAUUAUUGUUAUUAUUAUUAUUUUGCAUACUACAUGCAGUGCUUUAACCAAUGUCUGUUCGGCUAAUGUAAUUAAAGUUGUUAAUUUAUAUGAGUACAUUUCAACUAUGUCAAUGGUUUCUUAAUAUUUAUUGUGUAGAAGGACUGGUAUUUUUUUUAUUUACAUUAUGUUUAAAGAGGUAACAGUUUGAUAUGUUCUCAUUUGUUUAUAUUAGAAGUUAUUUAUUUUCACGGCAUUCCGUCUGGUAUUUUGAUAUUUGGAAGGCAUGCUACCUAUACUUUGUACAGUUAGUGGGCAGUAUUCAGCAGCUCCCAGUAGAUUUUUAGGCCCUGUGUUAAAUAAAAGACAUGUUUGGGAUUUCUA